Molecule: messenger RNA, 749 nt
Organism: Nicotiana tabacum (common tobacco)
Lineage: Eukaryota; Viridiplantae; Streptophyta; Magnoliopsida; Solanales; Solanaceae
Source: RefSeq, a predicted model, not a curated record
UUGUCAAAAAAGCGAUCGAGGAAGAAGAGAGCGGCGGAGAAAAAAUGGCGUCGAACGCAGCAGCACCAUUCUGGAGGUCAGCUGGGAUGACUUACAUAACAUACUCAAACCUGUGCGCUAAUCUGGUUAGGAACUGCCUUAAGGAGCCUUACAAGUCCGAAUCCCUGACUCGUGAGAAGGUCCAUUACUCCGUCUCCAAAUGGGUCGACGGCAAACCUCAAAAACCCACCAUCCGCUCAGAUACUCCUGAAGAAUGAGAUCGAGGGUGGAUCUUGGGCUUUGUUUCUUAUAUUCUGUAAUUGUUUUGUACUGCCAUGGCCUUGACACCAUGUAGUGCUUGUCUCCUGGAGCUUUCAUUAACGUCUAAUAACAUACCGACUAGAAUUUGGUCCUAUGCUUGCUGGAUGAAAAUUGGCAAGUGAUUUCGUUGAUGAGCAAUAAUGUGUGGCUGCAUAAUAUGUUAAAAGCCUCUGUUAUCCUCAUGUGUAAUUCAAAAAUUUUAAGCCUAUGUUCUCGAGCAUGGCAAGUGAUGGUUCUUCCCUGUCGCUCACUGGAACUCGUAUUACAUUGCCUAGUUUAAUGCAAAAUGAAGCAUGGUUCAAAUAUUAGUUGUGAUCCUAGAGCCAAAACGGAUAAUAUAUGUGAAUUCUUCUUUGCUAUGCUGUUGAAAUUUGUGCUUCUGAAUUCAGGAGCUACGGGUUACCAAUUGUAAACGUCCAGUUAACUGUUUCUUAUUCUUCUUUGCUUAA